Molecule: messenger RNA, 606 nt
Organism: Microthlaspi erraticum
Lineage: Eukaryota; Viridiplantae; Streptophyta; Magnoliopsida; Brassicales; Brassicaceae
Source: the annotation of a GenBank genome assembly
AUGAAGUGUUCUUACAAAGGAUCAGCCAUUCUCGCUACCGAUUAUUACCCAUUCCUCUACAAACGACCAAUCUCCUCUCUACCCGCUUCGUUCCCUUCCACUUCCCUCUCUUACCCGACCCGAACCCGAUUCUUAUCAACCCGGAUCCAAGCCCGGCUCAUCCACGACGAUCCGGUCAAGCAAUCGGAGGAUUUAAGCUUCUACGAUCUUCUCGGCGUCACCGAAUCCGUUACUCUUCCGGAAAUCAAACAAGCGUAUAAACAGCUUGCUCGAAAAUAUCAUCCCGAUGUUUCGCCUCCGGAUCGGGUCGAGGAAUACACAGAUCGGUUUAUUAGGGUCCAAGAAGCUUACGAGACUCUCUCCGAUCCUCGCCGGAGACUUCUAUACGACCGAGAUUUAUCGAUGGGAUUCUCAUUUUCUUUCUCCGGUCGUCGCCGGAAUCGGUACGAUGAGGAAGUGGUGGAAGAGAAGAGUGAUUGGAAGAAAAAAUGGCAAACUCAGCUCUCAGGGCUAAAGAGAAGAAGCAGUCAUAGAGACAACAACACAAUGUCUUGGGCUGCUAGAAUGCGCCGUCAACAUAACACGUCUGAAGAUUCUUCUCCUUAA